AUGUCGCACAUCAUCUACUCACUCGGUUUCUUAGUGCCCUAUCCCGGGCGGCUCAACCCUCUGGACGGUCUCGUCUGCAUGCCGCCGCCCCUCAAAGAAGGGGAGGACCCUGCCAGAUCCAGUGACAUGUUCAAGUACUUCCUCAAGCCGCCCCUCAAGGAGGGGGAGGACACUGCCGCUCGGCAGUGGCUCUUUCAAGUACUUCCUUUAGUCUACUUCCUGUACUACCGCUCGCCCAUAGCAGUGAGCAUCACCGAGUCGCACCAAAGCUUCUUCCACUUCCUCACUCAACUCUGUGCCGUGCUAAGGGGCACCUUUGCCCUCAUAGGUGGGUGGGGUGCACAGGUGGGUGGGGCGCACAGGUGGGUGGGGCGCACACGUGAGUGGGGCGCACAGGUGGGUGGGGCGCACAGAUGGGUGGGGCGCACAGGUGGGUGGGGCGCACAGGUGGGUGGGGCGCACAUGUGGGUUGGGCGCACAGGUGGGUGGGGCGCACAGAUGGGUGGGGCGCACAGGUGGGUGAGGCAUACAGGUGGGUGGGGCGCAGAGGUGGGUGGGGCGCACAAGUGGGUGCAUGGUAGGGGCACAUUUGCACUCGCAGGCCCAGUUUUGAAUCGACUCUAG
Messenger RNA from Closterium sp. NIES-65, 624 nucleotides. The record is from the annotation of a GenBank genome assembly. NCBI's taxonomy places the organism in Eukaryota, Viridiplantae, Streptophyta, Zygnematophyceae, Desmidiales, Closteriaceae.